Canis lupus familiaris (dog) is the source of this 628-nucleotide messenger RNA. Its product is annotated as keratin-associated protein 21-2-like. The transcript has a single exon. NCBI's taxonomy places the organism in Eukaryota, Metazoa, Chordata, Mammalia, Carnivora, Canidae. The coding region runs from base 38 to 319 and encodes 93 amino acids. The record is from RefSeq and is a predicted model, not a curated record.
CACUUGCAAACCACCCGAAUUCUCUUCUCCUGACAACAUGUGUUGCAACUACGGGAACUCCUGUGGCUAUGGCUGCGGAUGUGGCUAUGGCUAUGGAUGUGGCCCCUAUUCUGGCUGUGGUUAUAGAACUGGCUAUGGCUGUGGCUAUGGCUCAGGUUAUGGCUGUGGCUGUGGCUAUGGCUCAGGUUAUGGCUGUGGCUGUGGCUAUGGCUCAGGAUGGGGCUGUGGAAGAGGCUCCAGCUAUGGAUGUGGAUAUGGCUCUGGCUGCUGGGGCUACCGGCCCCUUUGCUACAGAAGAUGUUAUUCUUCUUGCUGUUAGACCAUCACUCUCCAAGCCCCAUUUACUUCUGAAAGGAUACAUUUAGUGGGAUAGCUGAUUCAAGCCUCCAAAUCCAAGAUUUCUAUGUCUAGGAAAUGGCAUACUUGACAGAGGCUUUGUCUUCCAGUGAACAUUUUUUUUAGGAUGGCGUCUUAUGGCUUGAGUUUAUGUGGUAUCAUCUGACCAUUUCCAGAAGUUGCUCUAUACUCCCUUAAUCUGGAUUCUGUGUUGUGACUGUGCCAGUAAUCUUCACGUCUCACAGUUGGGCAAAAAUUUAUUCUCAAUAAAAAUAGUUUUUUCCUUUUAAAA